Messenger RNA from Lachnellula hyalina, 342 nucleotides. RefSeq lists its product as uncharacterized. The record is from RefSeq and is a predicted model, not a curated record. The coding region runs from base 1 to 342 and encodes 113 amino acids. NCBI's taxonomy places the organism in Eukaryota, Fungi, Ascomycota, Leotiomycetes, Helotiales, Lachnaceae. The transcript has 2 exons.
AUGUCUUCAUCCAACACCCAAAAGCCCACCCUCUCCAGCAUCUUACCCACCUCUCAACACAUCUCAGAAUACUCCGACGCGACCAUGGCCGACGCACCCGACUCCCCCGUCCAGACGACUUCCUCCCAGAAAUUCCAAUCCCCCCAGCAUUCGCAAAGCAGUAAAGCAAAUGGCGCAGAGAAGAGCAGCGGUGCUCCGGGCUCGAGUUGGAAUACCAAGAAGUUUAACGAGGAGUACGAUCGUGCUAUGAUGAGCGUGGUUGAUAAGGAUUGGGAUCAUGGUGAGUUUUCUCGAUUUCCUGGCGGGGGGGUGAAAUGGUCAAGAGAUGAGGAGCAAGGCUGA